Molecule: messenger RNA, 993 nt
Organism: Abrus precatorius (Indian licorice)
Lineage: Eukaryota; Viridiplantae; Streptophyta; Magnoliopsida; Fabales; Fabaceae
Product: patatin-like protein 1
Exons: 6
Coding region: 1-993 (330 amino acids)
Biological process (GO): lipid metabolic process
Molecular function (GO): glycerophospholipase activity; monoacylglycerol lipase activity
Source: RefSeq, a predicted model, not a curated record
AUGGGUAAGUAUAUUAUUAAGCCCUUGCAUUGUACCUCUUCGGGCUUGGGGGCUAGUGUACCGGAUAAGACACUACUUGGUUUUACCUACAGAAGAAGGGAACCGAGUACUCCCUCGGUCAAGAUAAGCCAAAUACCCUCUCGGCCAGGAUUAAAGACCUGGGCAGGGUACGAUGGGGAGUUCUUACAUAAUAUAACUCGUGAGAUAUUGCAAGACACUCGACUGAGUGAUACAUUGACACAUGUUGUAAUCCCAACCUUUGACGUGAAGAUAAAGAAACCAGUUAUAUUCUCAAAUUAUAAGCUGACGAAUUAUCCCUUCUUAAAUGCGAAGAUGUCAGAUAUAUGCAUAGGGACUUCAGCUGCACCCCAAACUCUACCUCCCUAUCAAUUUGAGAAUGAUGGUACUGAGUUCAAUUUGAUUGAUGGUGGUGUUGCUGCUGGUAAUCCGACGAAGAGUGCCGUGAGUGAAGGUAUACGAUACAACAGUUUCAGCGAAAUUCACGUACUAUCGUUAGGAACAGGAGUAACAACAGUUAUCGAACAAUACGAUGCUGAAAUCGUUGGUAGAUGGUCACAGUUGGACUGGCUAUAUAAAGGACCAGAAUUUCUUGCUCGUGCUUCUACAGACAUGACUGAAAAUCACCUUGCCACAGUGUUCCCAAGCCCCCAACCUGCCAAAACCUACCUUCGAGUUGAGGAAUAUGACCUGCCUUAUUUCCUGGAUAACAUGGUUAAUGCUACAAAAGAAAACAUGGACAAUCUCGAACAGGUGGGAAAAGACCUGUUGAAAAAAAAUGUCAGGAAGAUUAAUGUUGAUUCUUUUGAUAUCGAAGAAACUGGUGAGGGUACCUAUGCCGAGGCUCUUGACAGGUUUGCUGAGAUUUUGUACAGCGAAAGGCAGCAUCGUUUGAAAACAAUUUCGAUGGAGAAAAGGGGACGACCAUUUAUUCAAACUAUGUGGGUUCCUUUUGGCCAAGCUCAAGCAACUUAA